AUGGCCUCAAAGGCUGUAGCGAAAAUCGCCGCAGGCGGUGCCAUGAAGCUCUCGACAAAACAAACCCUCCAAUCCGUCGGCAUCUGGGAGCGCAUCCGCCGCUCACUCGCGAUUGACCCCGAGCGCUCCAACGGCGUGCCCCUCAACCCUCACUUCCGCUGGCCUACGCCCGGCGGCCAAGACCCUCUCACCUACGACGACCCAGUCACCGCCCCGGCCGGCGACAUCGCCGACAACCCCUACUGGAAGCGCAACACCCGCCGCAACUACCCCCGCAUGUCCGUCGUGGGCCAGGCCGACGCCGUCGCCCUGCUGACGGUCGGCAACGCCGCGAACCCCAAGGUCGAGCUGAUCGGCGAGGAGGGUAGUAAGGCGCUCGUGGCGGCCGAGGCCGAGGGCCAAGAGAAGGGCCUCGCGAAGGUUUUCGAGGAGAAGGGUGUGGAAGCAGCGAAGGAGCUCCUCGUGGACGGAAUGCCACCACUGCUUAGCGGACAGAGCCUGAAGAAGGGCUCGUGGGAUGUGCACCCGUGGGAGGUGACAGAGGAGCAGGCUUACCCCGAGAAGUACCCUUGCCGGACGUUUCACUAG
This is a messenger RNA of Diaporthe citri, 588 nucleotides long. RefSeq lists its product as uncharacterized. NCBI's taxonomy places the organism in Eukaryota, Fungi, Ascomycota, Sordariomycetes, Diaporthales, Diaporthaceae. The transcript is spliced from 2 exons. The record is from RefSeq and is a predicted model, not a curated record. The coding region runs from base 1 to 588 and encodes 195 amino acids.